ACAGCACAGAGCUCGCCAUCCACUACUUGACAUAAUUACCUACCCAACCCCCAUACCCAUCGACACACGCACGCAAUAGUUUUCGUCAAGACGCAAAAUUCGGAACACGGACGCUCGCGCGCCCCAAUUGCCCCUCCAAUAUUCGUUCAUGCUAUCGCGCCUGGCCACCGCCUCGAUCCGACUCGCAACUGCCACGAGACACCCCUUGCAGCCUCGUACUGUCCACACCGGCCUUCGUCUGUACACUACGGCCAUGGCCAAGGUCGACACCUCGUCUCGGCUUUCCAAGCUGAGGGCGUUGAUGGAAGAGCGCAGCGUUCAUGUGUACAUCGUGCCGUCCGAGGAUAGCCAUAGCUCCGAGUACAUCGCCGACUGCGAUGCCCGGCGCGAGUUUAUAUCGGGCUUUACCGGCUCUGCAGGUUGUGCGGUUGUGACCCUCCAAGCCGCCGCCCUGGCCACCGAUGGGCGCUACUUCAACCAGGCCUCCAAGCAGCUUGAUGAUAACUGGACCCUGCUCAAGCAAGGGCUCCAGGACGUCCCGACGUGGCAGGAAUGGGCCGCCGAGCAGUCGACCGGUGGAAAGACUGUUGCCGUCGAUCCCACCCUUCUCGCUGGGCCCGCUGCCAAGAAGCUUGCGGAGCAGGUUCGCAAGGCUGGCGGCUCUGACCUUGUAGCCCUCGAUGAUAAUCUGGUUGACCUUGCCUGGGCUGACGGUCGGCCCUCGCGCCCCCGUCUGGCCGUCAAAGUCCUUCCCGACAACGUUGCCGGGAAAUCAGUACAGGCCAAGAUCGCCGAUCUCCGCCAGGAGCUGGCCAAGAAGAGCUGUCCCGGCUUCUUCGUUUCCAUGCUUGACGAGGUGGCGUGGCUUUUCAACCUCCGCGGAAGCGACAUCCCUUAUAAUCCCGUUUUUUUCUCCUAUGCUACUGUCACCCCGCAUGCGGCGACCCUCUACAUUGACGAAUCCAAACUCGACGAAGGAUGCAAGUCGCAUCUGGUCGCUAACGAUGUUACCGUGCGUCCUUACGAAGCAUUUUUUCCCGACGCCCGAAAUUUACAAGCCGAGGUCAGCGAGAAGAACAAGGCCGCGGGUGCGGCAGCACCUCAGGUGUUUCUCAUGUCGAACAAAGGCUCGUGGGCACUGCAGAGAGCUCUUGGAGGUGAGGGCUCAGUGGAGGAAGUCAGAAGCCCCAUCGGAGACUCAAAAGCCAUCAAAAACGAGACCGAGAUGGAGGGUAUGCGGGCAUGUCAUGUGAGGGACGGCGCAGCUCUCAUCGAAUAUUUCGCGUGGCUGGAGGAUCAGCUCGUGAAUAAGAAAGCUCCGCUUGACGAGGUCGAGGCUGCCGACAAGCUGGAACAGUUACGAUCCAAGAAAGAACACUUUGUCGGCCUAUCCUUUCCUACAAUCUCAUCUACAGGACCCAACGCGGCAAUCAUACACUAUGGCCCAGAAAGGGGAAGCUGUGCAACAAUCGACCCCGGGAGUGUGUAUCUCUGUGACUCCGGAGCGCAGUUUCUGGAUGGCACAACCGACACGACCCGAACGCUGCAUUUCGGGAAGCCAACAGAAGCUGAGAGGAGGGCGUAUACUCUCGUGCUCAAGGGUGUCAUUGGUCUCGACACGGCAGUCUUUCCCAAGGGCACUUCCGGUUUUGCGCUGGAUUGUCUUGCCCGCCAGCAUUUAUGGGUGAGUCUUCCGGUCGGCGGCUACCACACAUGCACCCGCUCGCAAAGUACGCGACAUCGCGAUGUGAUCGCUGACGUUUAUCAGAGAAACGGCUUGGAUUAUCGACACGGCACGGGCCACGGUGUAGGCUCGUACCUCAACGUCCACGAGGGGCCAAUUGGCAUCGGCACCCGAGUACAAUACACCGAGGUCCCGCUGGCGCCCGGGAACGUCCUCUCCAAUGAGCCGGGUUAUUACGAGGAUGGCAAGUUUGGAAUCCGCAUUGAGAACAUCAUGAUGGUUAAGGAGGUCAAGACGGAGCAGUGCUUUGGCGACAAGCCUUAUCUUGGGUUCGAGCACGUCACCAUGGUGCCUUAUUGCCGGAAUUUGAUGGACACGAGCCUUCUGACGUCGGCCGAGAAGGAUUGGGUCAACGCCUACAAUGCUGAAAUCCUGGCCAAGACAAAGACGUUCUUUGAGAGCGAUCCUUUAACUAUGGCGUGGCUCACCCGCGAGACGCAACCCCUGGAAUGAGGUGUAGGCAAUAACAAGAUCUCAGCUGCUGAACUGGCUGCCUCUAGAGGCGGACGAGUGCUGCCAGGAUAAACGUGACGACAAAUGAAG
Molecule: messenger RNA, 2287 nt
Organism: Purpureocillium takamizusanense
Lineage: Eukaryota; Fungi; Ascomycota; Sordariomycetes; Hypocreales; Ophiocordycipitaceae
Product: Xaa-Pro aminopeptidase
Exons: 3
Coding region: 149-2197 (682 amino acids)
Molecular function (GO): metalloaminopeptidase activity
Source: RefSeq, a predicted model, not a curated record